Molecule: messenger RNA, 1251 nt
Organism: Pieris macdunnoughi
Lineage: Eukaryota; Metazoa; Arthropoda; Insecta; Lepidoptera; Pieridae
Source: the annotation of a GenBank genome assembly
AUGGCUGAUAGCGGACCCUUUGUAGCAAAGCCGGCUAGGGGUUGGCUUCACCCCGAUUCCGUUUUGGCCAGCGAUGGUAUAACAUACGCAGUGCGGUACAUAGGGUGUAUGGAGGUGUUAACGUCGAUGAAGAAAUUAGACUUCGAAACUCGCUCUCAAGUAGCCAAAGAAUGUAUUGCUAGAGUAUGUGCAGCUGCAGGAUUAAGGUCAGCUGAUAAAAAACGUCGCAUUAGUCAGGCAGCAUCUUGUGCUCUUGCUGCAAAGCCUCGAAUGGCACAUUCAGGUUCAAAUGUUGCGUUAACUGUAUCUUCAAGAGCAAUCACAUUAGCCGCCCUAGAGGGAGGUGAAACUAUUGCCCGACAUGAUAUGCCUCGAGUUUCAUUUGCCUCUGGUGGUGAUCAAGACUCACUAGACUUUGUAGCAUAUGUGGCUAAAUCUGUACCCCCCACUGAGUGGCGUGCUUGUUAUGUACUGGAGUGUGGAGGUAGGCUGGCUCAGGAUGUCAUAGCUACUAUAGGACAAGCAUUUGAGUUGCGCUUUAAGGAGUUCCUUACAAAGCCUACUUCGUUGAAUAUAAAUGGUUCGUCUCACGCGGCCUCAGCAGAGGCUCCUCUAGAAGAUCGUGAGUACUACAAUGACAUGCCGGACAAAAUCCCACCGGAGGCGGCGCCGCCUGCCGCGCCCAUCUCUCACCAUCGACAUCCACCACCGCCGCCAUUGGCUUCUCUACCACCUAUAUCUUCUUGUGAGGAGAGUGUCCGUCAGUACGUGAACCAGACGCCCCCACCCCGCACACCCCCCACCGCAUUGCUACCCAAUCAUCAUACAGACAUAUUUGAUAUGCAGCCCUUCACAGCAGCCCCUUUGACGUCAUCGUCGACAUCUCCCGGGACUUCCCCGGCGGGGGCAGAGGCUGAGCCUCUAGGGCCGAGCGCACAGGCUGCUCUACUCGCUAGGGAACCGUGGUUCCAUGGGGCUAUCUCAAGGAGUGCUGCCGAAAAGUUGGUGGUGGAAGAUGGCGAAUUCCUAGUGCGAGAGUCGAGCGCGUGCCCCGGUCAGUUCGUCUUAACGGGCUCUCGUCGCGGACAUCACAAACAUUUGCUGCUUGUCGAUCCUAAUGGAGUGGUUCGAACGAAGGACCGAGUUUUCGAGAGCGUGCCUCACCUCAUCAAAUACCACUGUACCAACGAGCUGCCAAUUGUGUCUGCUGACUCUGCACUUUUGCUUCGGAAACCUGUUAUGAGAUCCUGA